This is a messenger RNA of Haliotis rufescens (red abalone), 1749 nucleotides long. RefSeq names its product protein BRICK1-like. The transcript has 3 exons. NCBI's taxonomy places the organism in Eukaryota, Metazoa, Mollusca, Gastropoda, Lepetellida, Haliotidae. Gene Ontology annotation, cellular component: SCAR complex. The record is from RefSeq and is a predicted model, not a curated record. Bases 38 to 271 code for a protein of 77 amino acids. Gene Ontology annotation, molecular function: protein-containing complex binding. Gene Ontology annotation, biological process: actin filament organization; regulation of actin polymerization or depolymerization; cell motility.
UCAUCGAUACGUUACUCAGCAUAGGAAACCAGGAAAUAUGGCGACUCACCACCAACCUGCGCCUCAUCAGAGACCAAUUCAACAAGACUGGGCUAACAGAGAAUACAUAGAAGUGAUAACCUGUAGCAUCAAGAAAAUAUCAGAUUUCUUGAAUUCAUUUGACAUGUCAUGCCGUUCAAGACUUGCCACUCUGAAUGAGAAGUUGUCAGAAUUAGAGCGAAGGGUGGAGUAUAUCGAAGCAAGGAUAACUAAAGGAGAGACACUAUCAUGAUCCCAUCAGUGAAGCAUCGAUGGCUUUUCAUGUGUACAGUUUCAUUGUAGAUCUGUUAACUGUGUUUCAGGUAUGAAACGUUUAAACCCAGGACUGUGUAGCAGGUUUCAAGACAAUCACCUGCUCUACCUGUAAUCUCAUGGGUCCCUUGCAACUACUGCUUGAAGCAGAAUGGGUUCCCUUUCAAAACUGUCUGUCUGCAAUAGAUUCAGUGUAAAAGUGUCUCAAUGACAGCCAGUACUUUUGAAUAUGGAACUACAAUACCAAUCUGGUUGAAGGACUAGUGAUUUUAAGAUUUCCGAAUCAAGGGCAAGGGAGGCAUGUUAGUCUUUUCUGUGUUGAAUAGAGAAAAGAAAUAAUUUGUUUAUAAUGUACAAUCGUGGUCAUGCCUAUCUGGUUUGAAAGUAUGAAAUUAUAUUGAUAUGAACAUUGACAUACUAAAUAUUUUAGAAUUUUUGUGGUGUGUGCGAAACCAUUUUAUAUUUUUAUUACAUUUUGUACUAAGAAUUUUUUUUCCUACGUUUUUUUUCCUGGGGUAGUUUGAAAAUGUUUUAAUUCACCAUGUAUAAUGUCAGUUGCUGAAAUUUUGAAAUAUUGAAACAUUUAUUGUACCAUCAAGUCUUGUUUCCGUGUUCAAAGAGCCAAUUACAGAUGUCACAUCAACAGCCUAUUGCUCUUCUGUAGUCAACUUGGGCAUCUGUCAAAUAUGUAGUGCUUUGUGAUCUGAUUGUAAUUGGUAUUGAAUCACUAGAAGUUAUGAUUGAUUGAGACUUUAAUAAAAUUGCUGUGUCUAACUGCGAUAGUGAUAUACUUUUUUUGCUCAGUUCAAAAUUCUGUGCUUUGAAUUGAGGCUGAAACAACUCGAUUCAAGGAGGCACUGCAAUAUUAAUUUCAGGAAUACAAUUGUAUUGUGUGUUGUUUCAUAAAUUGUUUUAAGUAUCUGAACAGAAUUGUCUUCAAAUUGUUAUUGACAUUUUUUGGUUUUACCAUAUAAUUGUUCUGUGUGGUGCUGUCAACAUAACACUUGACAUCACAAAGGGAUUUUGGAAAAUUAACCACCUUUGGUUUUUCAUCAAAAUUAGAAUAUAUUCAGAACUUAUUCUGAUAUAGUGUAUUGAGAUGUGUAAUUGUACUGAGAUGCAUCUAGUAUCUUGACUUCAGUAUGUUCUGUGCAUCGUUUCUGUCAUAGAUCAUAUUAGAAUAAUAAAAAUUGUACUAUUACAUAAAGAUGAGGUUUUGGAUAAAAAGCGAAAUUCUGGGAAAAGAUUUUACUCUGAAUAUUAACUUGCCCAAUAAAAUAGAUGCAGCAACUUGCUAGAAAAAAGUCAGUAUCUUUGUGUAAUUUACACAAAUUAUGAAGAUAUUUCCACACUUUUUUCUUUUCACAUUGUAAAUUAUCAAAAUGCUUCUUGCAAUUAUGCAUGCUUGUAAGAUAUUUAUUUAUAUUCUCUGAUGUAGAAAUAAACACAUUCUCUAGA